This is a messenger RNA of Larimichthys crocea (large yellow croaker), 6986 nucleotides long. It is a transcript of the gene ikzf2, whose product is annotated as IKAROS family zinc finger 2. NCBI's taxonomy places the organism in Eukaryota, Metazoa, Chordata, Actinopteri, Sciaenidae. The transcript is spliced from 9 exons. Gene Ontology annotation, molecular function: DNA-binding transcription factor activity; RNA polymerase II cis-regulatory region sequence-specific DNA binding. The coding region runs from base 862 to 2409 and encodes 515 amino acids. The record is from RefSeq and is a predicted model, not a curated record. Gene Ontology annotation, biological process: regulation of transcription by RNA polymerase II.
GUCCUCUCUGCUUCACCUGUUUGUACAUCUGCAAAAUAGACUUUCCCCAUCUUUAUUUUCUGCCUCUGGCAUGUAUUUUAAAUUGGGAUUCCUAAAGUCUGGUUGUAGACAUACCAUGAAGUGCUGUCAAAAGUGGCUCUAUAUUUAAAUUUAGAAAGGGGGAAAUGACUCCAUUUCUCACAUUUCUGACGUGACACUUCAUUUCUCGACAUAUUUUCAUCCUGUUGGUUGUGAGUUUUAUUUAUUUAUUUAUUUUUAUUUAGAGGAAGGGUCGUCAUGGAGGAGUUUACCCACCGUUUGAUUUGCCACUACAUCACAUUAUUCCCAUUCACCACAGUCGCAGUUCAAAUGUCUAAACGGCUCAGCCGGUCCGACCUUGAGUCACGUCUCCACAGUAGCUUUUCAACAUUGUCUAUACACGGAUUUCCAGUCUCUUGGUUGUUGAAAAUAGCUUGGCUGCUCCCUGCCCGCUAUGGUUAAUUCCUUAGGAACCGGUGGAUCCAGUUUGAUCCAUCCCUCUCUUUCUUUCCUUUACCAACUUGUUGAGUCUUCCUCCCUCUCGGUGUUCCUACUGUAAAAGUGUAUGAAUGUGUGUGUGUGUGUGUUUGUGUGUGUGUGUGUGUGACUUCUAAAGAAAUGUCGCAAGUUUGAAUCGAGUGCGUAUGUGGAGCUCGAUGGGACGGUGUCGGUGUCGCUUUUAAGGUGGAGAAGACGACGGGACGCGCGCAGAAGAGGCUUUGACGCAGCAACAAGUCACCUGGAGGUGGAGACAACUUACCAUCCCCUCCCUACGUCUUUGACUGAAAUCACCAACUAAUUUUGCACAGGGGAGACGCUUGAAGCACUCCAAACGCAUUUGAAAUGGAGGCUUCUCUUGGCUACUCUGCUAGUAACGGCCAAUGCUCUCCCGGUGAGGAGAACUCGAGAAUGUUGGUGGAUAUGUCAACACAAAAUGGACAGACAGUUCCUCAGGGUCCUAAUUCCCCUAGUGAACUGACAAUUAAGCAAGAGGAAGAAACAGCAGAGGAGGCUGACAACAGAAGCGAAGAAAUAGGCCAAACAGGGGAGGAAGAAGUAGCAUUGGAGGAAUCCAUGACUGGCAGCCCGAACAAUGUACACGAUGAAUUAUCUGGACCGAACGUGACAGCUGAUGCAGGAAGUCGACAACCAAAUGGUGACAGGCCGUUCCAGUGCAACCAGUGUGGCGUCUCGUUCACCCAGAAGGGAAACCUGCUGCGACACAUCAAGCUGCACACAGGCGAAAAACCCUUCAAAUGCCCCUUCUGCAGCUACGCCUGCCGGCGGCGUGAUGCCCUCACCGGUCAUUUGCGCACUCAUGCUGUUGGCAAACCACACAAAUGUAACUAUUGUGGACGAAGCUACAAACAACGCACUUCACUGGAGGAACAUAAAGAGCGCUGCCACAGUUACCUGCAGGGUAUCGGAUUGGACCCGACUGCCAGCAGUGGCCCUUACACAGGUGAGGUUCCUACAGAGUCGAGGCCUAUGGCAGAGGCCAACACCAUGGCUACAUUUGACCGGCCGCCUGUUAUUGAAAGGCUGCACAACAACGUGGGCAAGAGGAAGAGCACCACUCCCCAGAAAUUUGUGGGUGAAAAGAUGUUACGCUACAGCUACCCUGAUAUAGGCUACGAGAUGGGCCUUAAGUUUGAGAAGCAGGCUGAACUGUUGCCGGCUCACAUGAUGGACCAGGCUAUCAGCAAUGCCAUCACAUACCUGGGAUCAGACAACCUUCGGCCCAUGCUCCACCAUCCAGGUCCCCCUCUCUCUAUGGCCGACGUGGUGCCCUUGGUCAACCCCCUCUUCCACCAUGUCCUGCCAAUUGGCCAACGAACAGAGCGCCCAGGAAACUGUGACACGCUACCAUCUCAGCCCCAUGACUUCCCUAGACAUCCCACCACAAAUGGCCCUACAGCUUUAACCAGGCAGGGCAAGCUGAAAGUGCAGGAGGAAUCUCCCAACAACAGUGGACUUGACUCAGCUGACUCAGCUCGCAGCAGCCCUCAAGAGAGGCAGGGCUACCAUGGGAGCAACCCCCCUCCCAGCCUCAGGUCUAGAGCCAGUCCAGCAGUGGUCUAUUCAGGGGAGCGGGCAACAGAAGCUUCACCUAGAAGUGGAGCAGGAAUGGGGACUGGGAUAAUGCGAGUGGCUACAGAAAGGCCUAUGAGCCAGGAAGGGGUGCGGGUGUUUGGACGUGAGGGCCAGGAGUUGCGGGCCUUCCAGUGUGAGCACUGUCGGGUGCUCUUCCUGGACCAUGUCAUGUACACCAUACACAUGGGUUGCCACGGAUACAGAGAUCCACUGGAGUGCAACAUUUGUGGUCACCGCAGCAAAGACCGCUACGAGUUCUCCUCUCACAUAGUCCGUGGUGAACACACCUUCCAAUAAGAGGAUGGGUAGGAAUUAAGGGAAAGGCAAACGAAGGGAAGGAGCAAUAGCAUGAUAUCCAUCUUUAACCCCAGACCUCUGAGACUGCACAGUUGAAUGGCACUGUAGACAAGUGUAGCACAAUCAUAGCAUAGACUUCUUUUUAAGCUACUUAUUGUGAAUCUGAACAGUUGAACAAUCAUAUGAAGGUAUGGGCCAAAGACACAUUUUCUACAUAUAAAUUAAGAUUAAUGAAGAGGAAGGAAGGUAAGUUUUUUUUUUCUUUUCUUUUAAAAUGUUCAUGAAUUGUAUAACAGAGCAGCUGUCAGACGACUUUGACUUUUUUUUCCUUCUUCUUUUUUUUAUGUUCUUGAUAUAUGUCUCUUUUUGUGCUUGUCCUGUCAUCAUGCUUUUGUACGAUGUUUUCACUCUCAAGAGGUAAUGAAAUAUUAGAACAUGUUCCUGCCUCGUGGCCUCAAUGCACUGGAUAAAAUAAAAUAAAAUAAAAUGUUUCAGUUCAACCAGAUAUAGUGUCACAGUUAACACUGGUGACGGUGGCAAAGAUUUCAGGUACUCUUUAAUUCAAUCAAAAAAUAAUAUUUUACCAUUCAUGAAUACAUGAAUCAUGGACAAUUUGGUAUUGAAUUGGCCCAUGUACUGUGGCAUAUCAUUAAUGUGUGCCAUUCCUUUUUCCAUAGCCCAUGAUGCUCAUUGUUUUCCUGCAGUGUAAUGCACAUAUUAGUAUGGUCAUCUACUGUGGUGUGUUCUAGCUGCAAGCAACUUGGCGUCCAUUUGGGCUUGAUUGGCAGUGGUGUGGGUGUCUAUCUGCUGCUGUAGACAGAAACAGCGACACCGUAUUCAAUACUUUGUUCUCCUUUUAGUAUCGCUUUGCAUCAGACUUCAUCAUGAACAACAAAUGCAGUUUUUAGGUGGGACUGUGUUUGCAUAAAUAAUAAAGUUAAGAGAACUUGGAAGCUUGUCAUGAAAUCUAUAAAGAGAAGUGCCAAUACCAGGGGCAAAUGUUAUUAAAUACAAAUAAAAACUAGAUUUACCCAUCCACAAACAAAUACUAAGAAAUAAAUGGUACAUAUAUAUACAGUUUACACUGCUUUGUAAAUGGUUCUGGUUUAUAUUAAUACCUCAUUUGUGAAGUUGGUGUAGUUUAAGACGAAGCUAAGUUAAAGCUAACUCUCUACAAAGGCUAUAUAGCUGGGUGAUUGUUGGAAGCUCCCCAUUAACAACCACUUUGUAGGAUUCAGUUGAUGUGAUAGCCUUCAUUAAUAAACUUGGACUGAUGUUAUAAUGUAUAAUGUAAUGUAUAAUAGGGCUGUUUGCCUUUGCAACACUUAAUCGACCUGCUAUGCUAGCAGCCAAAACUAGCAGUGCCAGCUAGCAAACUAUAUUUGCGGAUGUUUCAGACUAUCAAACUAUCAAUUCCUUAUUUUUUACUUACAUAACACACAUUUUUCCAGCUAUUUUGAAAAAAAUGACAUUCAUUUAUUCUUUUCAUUUGAAGGACAAGGAAGGAUUACACACAUACUGAGUUUUCUAACACAAAUGUAAUCAAAUCCACAUGCAGAGUUUUAAUAAAUUACUUAUUUUGACACUCAUAUCUUUAAGAAGCAUCUCCAGUGCAAAUGUAAUUAGGUAAAGUCCAAGUAUUAAAAACCUAUGCUUAGACUAAUUAAACUAAAAUGAUAUAUAUGAUAUAAAAUAAAAUGAUCAAAUAGUAUAUACUACUUUUUAUUUCAUGAAACUGCAUUUGUUGCUUGUAUUGGGACAUACUUCUCUGCAUAAUAAUUUCCCUCUAUUCAGUUUGUAGAACUACUGAUCAAAAAGCAAAAUCACCAUGAAAGGAAAGAAAGAAAGUAGGAAGGAAGUACACAUACGCACAAAUCAUCGAGCUAAACAAGUGUUAGCUGGCAAGAAUAAUUAAACUACACCUAAACGUUGUUUAUGUCUCCACACAAACUACUCCUCAUUCAUUUGUUUUCCUGAUGGUUUUUGUAAAGACAUUAUGGGUUUUGUUGCUUGCAGUUUGAAUGCACGGUUAGAUCCUUAAACUUUAAAGAUGAAAGUUUGUUUGAAACUGGUUGACUUACAUAUUGACACCAUAAAAUGGCAAAAGGGUGAAACUGUUGUUUUUUUUUUGUUUGUUUUUUUUGUUGUUUUUAAUGUUAGGUCAUUCAGCUACCUGACUGGAGUAUGAUGCUUUAUUACAAUGGAUACCAAAGGGUUAAAGAAGGCUUAAAAUAUAGCAUGGAUUGCUCUUCUCUGAUGUACCUCACUUUAUGCUUUAGGAAUGUCUUUUUGAUGCAAUCCUCUUUGUCAUUUAGGCUGGAUAGCUAUGUGUGUAUAUAGUAUAAAAUGCUUUUUUUUUCACUGCUUUGGUAUGAGGUCAGGUGAUGUAUGUCUGCAUUAUUGGUGCUGUUUUCUAGCUCGGCUACAUGCUUAUAUGUUUGGUUUCAAUGCCAUCUUUCAACCUAUGUGAAUGUCAUGAAAAUUACAGGGAAACAUCACAGACUCCGCACAAAAAAAAAAGCUUUUUUUCUGAGGUGCUUUAUCCUUGGCAUCUUAAUGUCUUGCAUAGCUCAGCUUUAAUUGCAGCUGAACGCCUACAAUUUACUGCAUUGUGGGAAUAGAAGGGAUUCUUGAUAUGCAUGGUGGGCAUUUUAUCAUGUUUAUUUCCUUCUUUAAUAUUAUCAAACAGAUCUUGUAUGAAUCAUCUCAUUCUCUGCUCCUAACCAACACCAUCUCAAGCGAACACACUAAUGUCCUUCACGCCUCCUCUCUCUGAAUAUCACUCUUUACAUUCCCAUAAUGUCACCACACAUUUGUAGAGGGUAGGGAGAGCAAGACAGCUUAAGAAAGAGGAAAAGUGUGGUUACCACAUAGUAGUACUCUGAAGGCAUUUCCCAACUGUAGCAUUACAAGUCACCUCUGUUAAUCUGCUCUAACAUUAAAAGCUUAUGUAUGCAAAAUGUAGAUGGUGAGAAAGGAGAUAAGCCACUUUCCAAAUCUCUUGUCCAUCAUCUAUAGUAUGAAGGAUAACAGAUUUCGCUCAAUAAAAGCUAGUUGCAGCUCUUUCAUAGUUACUGUCUCUGCCUGUGAAAGGACAGAUAAGACUGUGCUUUUUUGCAGCUGGCCAUGCACUUUAUGUCCAUGCCCUGGCAAUAGGCAGCAUUUUUUCCCCUAGUUGUUAUAUUAAAGUGUAAGUAGAGUGGAAAACAAUCAUUGACAGAACACAGGUUAGUCUUUUCUCAAAAAAAAGAAGAAAAAAAAAAGAAAAACAAUCUUGGAAAAAAAACUCGAUGUAGAUUUUACUAUGCUGUCUGAAAAAAAAAUCAUCUUUUUAUUGUAAUAGUACUUACUGUAAAAUAAGUUUGGCAUUAUUAGCUUUCACACUGGUCAACGGUUGAUUAUUGUCGAAGGUUGAACUCAGUGAUUUACUUUUCUAUGUUCAAUGUCUACUUUUUAUCAAAAGGCAGCUUUUUCUCUGUUUACAUGUUGCUUCUCUUAUGCGCCACUGGUGCCCAGCAAGCAUAAAAACUUAAUGUCUGUAAAGUAUUGGCACUGGAAAUUGUUUACACCUUGCAGCUGUGAUAUUGACUCUAUACAUUCCUCUAUUAUUAUUCCUGUAUAUAUAUAUUCAUUAUUUGAAUCCUUAUCUGUUGAGGCAGGGGUUCUCAUAAAACAGCAUUUACUGAUCCCACAAUCAAAUGUAAGUUGAUGCUACCCAGAUUUUUUUCUUUCUUAAUCCCCUUCAGAAGGAACACAAAUAGAACAAACUGUAAGGCAUAAUAUAUGAAAGGAUCUUCAAAUUAAAUGGUAUUUGUUCUCCAGGUUAUAUUUGGGCACAGACAUGUUUUUUUGUGUUUGUUUUUUUUUUUCUUUUCUUGUUCUCAUAGUAAUGUUGUAAUAAGGACAGCCUUACUUGUACACAUUCUUUAAAUGAAGCAGCCAUAUGAACACAAAAAGUAAGAAACAGAAGGUGUUUACUUGAAAAUCAGAAUCAUUACUAUUGUUUCAGAUUGAGGGGAUGUUUUUGUAAAUUUUGAAAAUGUGCGUGCUAAAUGUCUAUUUUUCUGCUAAAAUGUUCAUUCAACUAGUUUUGUGAACUUUUGUGUUUUUUUGUUGUUGUUGUUUUUGUUUUUUUGUUUUUUGUUUUUGUUGAAAAUGUUUACAAACAUGUAAAGGACUGGGUUCAGGUGAAUUGUAUUUUUUAAGAAAUAAUAUAUGAAAGGUGUAUAUUUUGGCACUGAAUAUUGAAAUUAUCCAGAAAUGUGUGCCGAUUGAUCAUCUCUGACAUUGAUAACAACUUUCUGAUGUGAGGGCUCUCAGGUAUUUACAUAGGUUGUGUAUUUCCAUGUCCUAAAAUAUGUGAUAUAUUUAUCAAAAAGAUGCACAGUAAUUGAAUUUUGUUGGUAAUUUCUUGUGACUUAAAACAGUCCAACACUGAAUGUGUUGAAGGAAGUUGGAUUAUUCAGCCCUGUUUUUUCGACAUCAGUGACAUUACAUGAAGACACACUGCUGUGAAGAACACAAUGUAUAUUUUUAAGGCAUGGGUUUCUCUCUAUUAAAGAAAUGAUUUAACUGCC